CAAUCAUAUCGUGAAGGAGAUGAACGGUACAACAGGCUCCUCCGGGGGACUUCUUGACAACAUCGGAAGCUUUGGCUAUGGAAUUGGAGUUUCAGUUGGGAUGCUGUUGCUCAUCACAACCAUCACCUUGGCUUCCUAUUGUUGCACCAGGAUAGAGCAGCCAGGUGGAGCCCCGGCAAGUCAAAGGACUGCUCCUCAUGAUCAGCCAUCCGAUGAUCAACCACAAAACUUUGUCAUCGAUGUGGGACUCGAUGAGGCAACCAUCCUCAGCUAUCCGAAGCUGCUUUACUCUGAAGCCAAGAUCAAUAAGACAGACUCCACAGCCACAUGCUGCUCCGUAUGUUUAGCAGACUACAAGAGUAGUGAUAUGCUCCGCCUGCUGCCGGAUUGCGGCCACCUCUUUCAUCUCAAGUGUAUCGACCCGUGGUUGCGGCUGCACCCGACAUGUCCUGUCUGUAGAACAUCUCCAUUGCCGACUCCGCUGUCGACGCCUCUGGCCGAGGUGGUUCCAUUGGCGAGCAGGAGGGAUUGAUGGCUAGAUUGGUCUUUUUUUUUUUUUUUUUUCCCCAAAAACU
This is a messenger RNA of Corylus avellana, 575 nucleotides long. RefSeq names its product RING-H2 finger protein ATL70-like. Lineage: Eukaryota; Viridiplantae; Streptophyta; Magnoliopsida; Fagales; Betulaceae. The record is from RefSeq and is a predicted model, not a curated record.